Messenger RNA from Pocillopora verrucosa, 2656 nucleotides. RefSeq names its product protein RCC2 homolog. Gene Ontology annotation, molecular function: small GTPase binding. The record is from RefSeq and is a predicted model, not a curated record. Gene Ontology annotation, cellular component: membrane. Lineage: Eukaryota; Metazoa; Cnidaria; Anthozoa; Scleractinia; Pocilloporidae. Gene Ontology annotation, biological process: negative regulation of GTPase activity.
AGUUCAGUUCUUUAUUUGGCGGUCUUUGUGCGUUCAAAGGCAAAAGGGGAAUCUCUCUUCACUCUUCACAUAUCUGUCCAGGAAUUGCUUGUUGCACAAAUGUCUAACUCGGAAACGCAGCCGAAAAAAAGGAAAGAGCUUGAGGACUGCGACGAAGAAAAUCCAAAGAAAUCAAAGACUGAAUCUGCUGACACCUUGAUCGAUUCGUCAGGUCAUGAAACAAAUGACACGAAGGAAAACCACUUAGGAGACGAAACCUUACCCGGGGCCGGAUCAGAGGAGGCCACAGAACUCGAUAAAGCCCAGUCUCCAGCACCACCUAACACAUGUGGUAAGCUUCUUAUAAGUGGAGCAACAAACUGGGACUUAGUUGGAAGGAAGGAGACACCAAAAUCUGCUGGUAAUGCAGGAGGUCCAAACUUAUGGGAACCGCACAGCAUCUCAUCACUGAACCACAUCAGAGUGCAGCUGGUGGCUUCAGGUCCAAGUGCAUGUCAUAGCAUCAUCAUCUGUGAAGAUGGAACUGCUAUGAGUUUUGGUCGCAAUGACAAUGGUCAGCUGGGACAUGGAGAUGUGGUACGCUGUGACAAGCCCAAAGUAAUUGAGAGUUUAAAGCACUACACUAUCGUGCAAGCAAGUUGUGGAAAGGCACACACCCUGGUUCUCACAGCUGAGGGUAUCCUGUUUGGUUUUGGUGGAAACAAGAUGGCACAGCUGGGACAAGGACAUCAAAAACCAGUUGUAGCCAAACCUGUUCAGAUUGUUCACCCGAACAACAAGAAGAUAAUCAAGACUGCAUGCGGGGCAGAGUUCAGCAUGUUUAUUGAUGACACCAACUUGCUGUAUUCGUUCGGUCGCCCGGAGCAUGGUCAGCUGGGACAUAACACAGACGGGCAGUACUUUGUCACAUCUAAUAAGCUGGCAUUUUAUUGCGAGGUGCUACCUAGACACGUCGCAGUUUUUGUCGAAAAAACAAAAGAUGGAUUCACCCAUAUCAUGGACGAUGUGAAAAUUGUCGAUGUUUCAUGCGGAAAUAACCACACGAUUGUUCGAGAUUCUAAGGACCGAGUUUUUACUUGGGGAUUUGGUGGUUACGGCCGGCUCGGCCAUCAACAACCCAAAGAUGAACAUGUGCCAAGACUGGUUUCUUUCUUCAAAGGAAAAAGUGUCUCGUCCGUCCAUGCCGGUGCAAGCUAUAGCAUGGCGGUCAGUGCUGGUCAGCUGUACUUCUGGGGACAGACCAAGAGCACGGGGGAUGCCACUAUGUACCCGAAACCGGUCCGGGACAUGUCAGGAUGGGAUGUCCGCAGUGUAGGAUGCUCCAAAACAAGCAUUGUUCUGGCAGCAGACGACAGUGUGGUCAGCUGGGGACCGAGUCCGACGUACGGGGAACUGGGAUAUGGAUUAAAGAAAGGAGGACAAAAAUCGUCAUCAAAUCCGAAGAUAGUCGAACCUCUGGAAGGGAUUUACAUCCAACAGGUCAGCUGCGGUUUGGGGCACACCUUGUACAUUGCACGUGACGAGGAAAACGAUCGAGCACUACUUGACAAAUUACCCAUUUACGACCCCGACAAGAUGUGAUUCUGACCAAUGUUACCUCUUACAAAUGUCACUCGUGUCACGGCUUCUGCUUACGUCAGUGUUACGUCACAAGUCACGUGAUUCAAUGCGUGCGUAGUCUUCUUGAUUCGGAAUUACCAGCUGUUUCCAAAUUAUUUAUAUUUGUACGUUUUGUGAUAUUAGAUAGUUUAGAUGAGCUUCUUACUGUAAAGGGCAAUGAGAAAGUGACAUUGUUUGCGUUCCCAGGGUAUCUCUGGUGGGCGAGAAAUAGUGAGACUCUGAGAACGAGAAUAUUUCUAACAGGGCAGUAAGACUGAGAAAUGUUUGGGUCUCGUUGUCGAAUAUUUUCAAAUCAAAUGCCAAAGCACAAUUCCCAGCCCUGCUUAGGUUUAUUUUUCUUACAAAGCUGACUGAAAAAGUUCUAGUUGAGAAAUAUAUUAAACAUACCAAGUUUCUCUGCGAUGGUUUGAUUUUUAUGUAGAAAAGCAAUUUUUGAUUAAGCUCUUUCCUAAAGAAUGUUAUUUCUAUCAUUUCCUCAGGUUUUCUUUCGUACGACAUGUUAUCUAUUUAUAGCUGUUAUUCCUCCAAUUUCUUCUCCAGAGAGAGAAAGAGACAAAACGUCUGAAAUCUGAAGCAAAUUGUUUAAAUAAUCUAAUUAUUUAGUGACGACGUGUGACAUUAGAUUAAAUAUCAAGUACCUAUAGUAGUGUCAAAUCAAGAAAAACGUUAUAUAGAUAGAGAAAUUCAGUAUUUAGAAACAUGGAAGCUUGAUAUUAAUUGUACAUCUAAAAAAAAAGACAUUUAAAAAGUAUGAGUAGUCAAGCAAACAUAGUGAAAUUAUAUUUAUUUUGCAGAGCUCUAAGAAAAAAAGUAUUGAUUGAAGUGAGGAUGGAUCUUUUCUUCUAGAUUUCGUAGCUGGCUGUUCUGUGUUAAGUGUGAUCGAAGAAGUCGUGAAGCAAACGGCGCAUGUCUAUAACGUUGACUGGCGCCUUCGUUUUCAACGAACAAUCACACAACCGCCAAAUACGCAAGCUAAGAAACUUUUUCGCUGUUAUUGUUAUGGUGCAUUGUGCAAUAAAGCCUUUUUUUAAAACUA